Messenger RNA from Haemonchus placei, 882 nucleotides. The record is from the annotation of a GenBank genome assembly. Lineage: Eukaryota; Metazoa; Nematoda; Chromadorea; Rhabditida; Trichostrongylidae.
AUGAUGGUUUUUUUGUUAAGGUAUUUAUGCUGCUUAUUCUGUUGCCCACCUUUUCCUUCUUCGAUAGUUUCAAAGCUGGCUUUUAUGCCACCCGAAUCCAGCUACACAAUCACCGAGAACAAUAGGUUACAUUUGCUGGAGGGUCGUGCAGAAUGGCCUCAUGAUCCUGAUCAUCUUGCUACCAGUGUGGAAAUGUUCGUUGCAAGAACUAGAAGAAGAAACAAAAUCGCAUGUGUUUUUGUGCGUCCCGUGCCAGGUGCCUAUUUCACGCUAUUAUUUUCUCAUGGAAACGCCGUAGAUAUUGGUCAAAUGACAUCAUUUUACUGGGGACUUGGCCAUCGUCUUGGCUGCAAUGUGUUUAGCUACGAUUAUUCCGGAUACGGGUGUUCAACAGGAAGACCGUCGGAGAAGAAUCUCUAUGCCGAUAUAACUGCUGCAUUUGAAACACUGAAAACGAAAUUCGGUGUCCCAGCCGAUCGUGUAAUCCUUUAUGGGCAAUCAAUAGGUACAGUACCUAGCGUUGAUUUGGCAAGUCGUGAAGAAGUAGCAGCCCUUAUUCUGCAUUCACCACUAAUGAGUGGAAUGCGUGUGGCAUUUCCAGGAACUCAACGCACUUGGUGUUGUGAUGCGUUCCCAUCAAUCGAAAAAGUACCUCGCGUAAAGUGCCCAACCCUUGUCAUCCAUGGAACUGAUGAUGAGGUAAUCGACUUCUCUCAUGGAGUCUCCAUUUAUGAGCGCUGCCCGGCUUCUGUUGAACCGCUAUGGGUUUCAGGUGCUGGCCACAAUGAUGUUGAGUUACAUGCCGCAUAUCUGGAACGUCUACGAAAUUUCAUUGACAGCGAGGCAAGGCGUUCCAAGGACGACAUUGGCGUCCGCGUAUAG